This is a messenger RNA of Rubroshorea leprosula, 2765 nucleotides long. The record is from the annotation of a GenBank genome assembly. NCBI's taxonomy places the organism in Eukaryota, Viridiplantae, Streptophyta, Magnoliopsida, Malvales, Dipterocarpaceae.
CCGCCGUUGUUUUUACGUUCACUACUAUUUCUCUCACUAAUCCGAUCUUAACAAAUGUAAUUGGCAAAUAAUAAAUGCAGUCACUGUGUGGACUAAAAAUUCUUAAUAGUACGGUGACUUUGUCUUUUCUUUUCUAAUGGAGUGCCGUUUGGAACAAAUAUGUCGUCUAGAGACGUUAUCAAUCAUAUUUACUACUUAAAUUUCGGAAAGAAGCUGUCUUGGUUUUGUGGUGGUUCCUUUCUUCUUCUGCCGCUUUUUAGCUGUUUGCUCCUUUGGGUAUUUGAGGGUAUCUGCGUUUGGGGACUGUAUCUGCUGCAAGAGGUCUGUGACACAUGAAGAUGCCAGCGGCAUUCCUUUUGCUGCUGGCAUUGUGCAAUGCAGUCGUAAUUUAUGGGCAAGAGAGCAAUGGACGGUGUGAUUAUAAGUUGACAUUCGACCCUAGGCCGCACAGUGUGUCCAUUUUGGAAUUUGGUGCUGUUGGAGAUGGCAAAACAUUGAAUACCCUUGCCUUCCAAAAUGCAAUUUUCUAUCUUAAAUCCUUUGCGGACAAGGGUGGUGCACAGCUCUAUGUGCCUCUGGGAAGAUGGCUUACCGGAAGUUUCAAUCUUACCAGCCAUCUCACUCUCUUCUUGGAAAAGGGUGCUGUCAUUCUCGGAUCUCAGCAUACGACGUCAAAGCUGCAGAACUUUUCGCACAACCGAAUUUACCGUCUUCAUCAACCGCCGGUGAGAUACAACAGAACUUGCAGGAGGGUAGUCCGUGUGCAUCGAUGAUAUUAAGAUAGAAGUUGAAGAGUUGCUAUUGAGAAGUUUCUUCCUGAACUGAAUUUUCGAGUUAAACACUUGUCAAGUUCAACUCUUUCAAUGCUUGGAGUUUUCAAGUUGUUUGGUUUUUAUUUGGCGGGAAAAUGGGUUCUUCCAAUAUUAGAGAUAUCUUGACAUCUUUUAGUCCUUCUCUGGAUUUAUUGGCUAUCUGCACUGGAGAUGAUCGUAUUAAGGUAACAAUGUUGUUGUUGUUGUGGUUUUUCUUUUUCUUUUUCCUGGGUUACGUAUGGGACACUCUAAAGGGUCAAAUCCAAACUGAGUUCGCAGACAUUGUGUCAAGUGAAGCAAGUGGAAUAUACAGGAAACCAGAAAGAAGGCAACUUUCAGUUGAUUACAAGUGCAUGAAGUGUCACUUCUGUACAGCGACCGCCACUUGUUUGCAGAAGAAAAGGAAGCUUGGAACUUCGCUCCUAAUUGUAGGAACUGGUGGUGGUGAUGUUUUAGCACUGGAUGUGUCUGCUGGUCAGUUGAAGUGGAAAAGUGCUGGUGCUGAUGGAAUGGUAUGUGAAAUUGAUUCACUGACUAGCAAUGUAUCAGGAAAAAAGUUGAAAGCUUCUACAAAAGCAAUAUCCUGUAUGGCAGUUUCAUCAGAUGGAAAGAUGUUAGCAACUGCUAGUGCACAAUUGAAAACUUUUGAUUGUUCCAACCAUAAAAAGAUUCAGAAGUUUUCUGGUCAACCUGGAGCUGUUCGGUGUAUCGUUUUCACUGAAGAUGGGAAGUUUAUUCUUUCAUCUGCUGUUGGUGAAAGAUACAGUGCUAUGUGGAGAACAGAUGGUGGCAAAAAGCAGUUAGCUAGUUGUUUACUUGCAAUGGAGCACCCUGCUGUUUUUGUAGAUAGUAGAUGUGUUGAAAAUGGGGUUCUGUAUGUUUUUGCCAUUUCUGAAAAUGGUAUCUGUUAUUUUUGGUAUGGUCAAAAUACUGAGAAAUUAUGCAAUGCAAAGCCCACAAAAGUUACAUUAGCUUUGGAUGGUCUUUACUCAAAGGGUCACAAAGGUGCUUUACCUGCAAUAUUUGCUGCAAAAUUACAAGGGGUUCCCAAGCCUGCAUUGCUUCAUGCCUUUCUUGCCUAUGGCUUGCUGGUAAAGCCAUCAUUUAAGAAAAUUGUGAUGCAUUAUGGCACAGAUGUAAUGUUGAAUAGCUCUCAGGAUGGAGUCCUUCUGCCAACAAUUACUGCAUUGGACUGUGCAAAUGCAGAGGAUGCAUUAAUUCCAAUUCCAGUGGUUUCUGACCUUCAAGACCAAAAGGAUAGAUAUCAAAACUUGAGUAUUGAUGUUGAUGAAGAAAUGGCUGAUUUAGUUGGCAGUGUGGAUGAAUCCAAAUUGGGGGAUGGUGAAGACAUGGUAGAAUUAGAUGCUGGUUCCAAAAUGCUUUGCAUUGAGGACAGGCCAAGGUCAUUCGGAAUGCUCCAUAGUCUUACAUCCGACUCCACACUUGAUGCUACAAUGUUCAAUGGUAAGCUUAGCUUGCUUCAGUUUAAUAUAUCUCCUCUAACAGAAAAGAACAGUUGUUUUAUCCUUGGCACCUAGUCAGACAGUAGAAGAUAUGUCCUUCCAUGGAUAUACAGUAUAUCGGUGAAUCACAGUCAACAUAACAUGUCUCAGGAAACUGUAACACAAAUGCUUGAUUCCUUGUUGAAGAUUACCAAAUCCAAAAGGGUGGCUAUUCAAUCAUCGCUGCAGUUAUCAGGUCAUUUGCAACUUGCAACAACACAGACUGAAAAGGCAACCUGGAACAAAACUCACCCCUCAGCAUAUCACCAGAUGGAUGAAAGUGAUGAUGAGGAUGAUAGUGAAAGAUGAACGUUUGGGUGGGCGACGAUGAUAACUAAGUGAAUUUAUGUGAGAGGAAACAGUGUGUUAUACAAAUAUUCAUUCUAUUUAUUACUGAUUGACAAGGCUACUUGUUGGAUCCUUUCUGUGGGAAGAAAUUUUGCUUUUCAUC